Molecule: messenger RNA, 3297 nt
Organism: Triticum turgidum subsp. durum (durum wheat)
Lineage: Eukaryota; Viridiplantae; Streptophyta; Magnoliopsida; Poales; Poaceae
Source: the annotation of a GenBank genome assembly
AUGACGAAGCUCAAGAGCCUAACGUCGUCGGUGGGGAAGGCGGAGUGCGCGGGGAGCGCUCGGCAGAUUGCCGGGUCGUCGAUGAAGCUGCUGGUGCGCGUCGUCGAGGCGCGGGGCCUGCUGCCGGUGCACCUCAACGGCUCCAGCGACCCCUUCGUCAAGCUGCAGCUCGGCAAGCGCCGCGCCAAGACGGCCGUCGUCAAGAAGAGCCUCACCCCCGUCUGGGACGAGGAGUUCAGCUUCCUCGUCGGCGACGUCACCGAGGAGCUCUCCGUAUCCGUGCUCAACGAGGACAAGUACUUCACCAACGACCUCCUCGGCAAGGUCAAGGUGCCGCUCUCCAUGGUCAUGGAGGCCCCGGACCUCUCCCUCGGCACCGCCUGGUACCAGCUCCAGCCCAAGAGCAAGAAGUCCAAGAAGAAAGAACGCGGGGAAAUUUGCCUGCGCAUAUCCUUGUCUACGCGCGCGCACGUGUCCGAAGAAUCACACCAGCUACCACAACCCACUUCGGAUGGCAUGGCGUCCAGUUCAGACAGGUCAAUUGGGAACAAAGAUGGAGCUUUGUCAACCAGCAAUAGCUACAUUGACAUGUCAGCCCUUUCCAGUUUGGACCGAUCAUCGCAGGGAAGUACGGAACGAUUGGGGGAUGGUGCUGUAGACCAACCGCCCCAGACCAGCAUUGACCAAGCAGUCACUGAACCUGGAACCGCUGUUUGUAAUGAUGCGAUGGCGAAUACAUCGUCGGUGGUAGAGGUCUUGUCUCGCUAUUUCUUUGGGAAACCUGCUGAUACUAAUCUGCCUUCCAUCGUUGCCUCUGACGCCGAGUCGGUGGUGGAGCAGUCCGAAGAGCCAAAAGUUUGCUCUGUAGACCGUGAAAGUCCCGAGAAUGGCACGCCAUCCGAGUCAAACCUUGAUGAGCUACUGAAAAUCAUGGAGUCCAAAGAUCAAGGCUGUGAAAUGCCAGCAAAAUUGUCUAACGGCGUUCUAGUUGACGAAUCUUAUGUUAUCGCACCAGCUGGACUGAAUUCCCUCUUGUUUACUCCAAAUUCAGAUUUCUGGCCAGCAGUAGCAGAGCUUCAAGGAACAAGUGGAUUUCAGAUUGAACCAUGGAAGAUCGAUAGCAACGAUGGUUGUUUGCGAAGAACAUUAAGUUACAUAAAGGCCGCUAGUAAGCUGGUUAAAGCUUGCAAAGCCACAGAAGAGCAGAAAUACUUAAAAGCAGCUGGGAAUUCUUUCGCUGUUUUGUCUAUUGUUAGCACUCCUGAUGUUCCUUAUGGCAGUUGUUUCAAGAUAGAGAUAUUGUACUGUAUAACGCCAGGUCCCCAGUUAUCAUCUGAAGAGCAAACAGCACAUCUUACUGUAAGUUGGCGGAUCAACUUUCUUCAGAGCACAAUGAUGAAAGGAAUGAUUGAGAGUGGUGCAAAACAAGGCAUGUCAGAAGGUUUUGCACAAUUUUCUGAAGUACUGUCCCAAAGGUUUAAAGUAGCUGAGCUUGAUGAUGCCAAUUCAAACAAAGCAAAGAUUUUAGCCUCACUACAAGCACAUAAAGAACCAAGCUGGAGGUUGAUUGUCCGCUUCCUUGGGAACUUCACAUUCAUAUUCUCUGUUAUCAUAGGGAUAUAUGUUAUAGUUCACCUUCAUUUAUCAAGGCCCAAAGUGAUGAAUGGGCUUGAAUAUUUUGGCAUUGACCUUCCAGAUUCAAUUGGAGAGGUUGUGGUUUGUGCUGUCUUGAUCCUUCAGGGACAGACCAUCCUGAAAGUAAUAAAGCGCUUCUUGAAUGCAUGGAGACAAAGAGGUAGUGAUCAUGGAGUCAAAGCUCAUGGAGAUGGCUGGUUACUGACUGUUGCACUUAUUGAGGGUACUGGUAUACUAUCUGCUGGUUCAUCUAAACCAUUUGACCUAUAUGCUGUUUUUACCUGCAACACGAAGAGGAAAACAAGCUCAAUUAAAUUCCACGCAUCUGAUCCAAAAUGGAACGAGAUAUUUGAAUUUGAUGCAAUGGAUGAUCCACCAUCAAGGAUGGAUGUAGCUAUUCAUGAUUCGAAUCAAUUAGAUGAAGCUCCCAUUGGUCACGCCGAAGUGAACUUCCUGAAGAGCAAUUUGUCAGAUUUAAUGGACAUAUGGGUUCCUCUUGAUGGGAAGUGUGAUCCAGCAAGCAACCCUAAGCUACAUUUGAGAAUAUUUUUGAACAACUCGAGAGGAACUGAAGUUGUUCUGAAUUACCUGGCAAAGAUGGGGAAUGAAGUCGGUAAGAAGAUAAAUUUGCGGUCAGCACAAACAAAUUUAGCAUUCCGAAAGCUCUUUAACCUCCCUCCUGAAGAAUUCCUCAUCGAUGAUUUCACCUGUCAUCUAAAACGGAAGAUGCCACUUCAGGGACGCGUAUUUUUUUCUCCAAGAAUAAUUGGAUUCUACUCUAAUAUAUUUGGUCACAAGACCAAGUUUUUCUUUCUGUGGGAAGACGUUGAUGAUAUCCAGGUUAUCCCUCCUACACUGUCAAUUGGCAGCCCAUCCUUGAUGGUUAUCCUUAGAAAGGAUAGAGGGUCAGAAGCAAAACAUGGUGCCAAGGCAACAGAUCAUCAUGGAAGACUCAAGUUCCAUUUUCAGUCCUUUGUUUCGUUCAAUGAUGCUCACAGAAUAAUCAUGGGGAUUUGGAAAAUGCGAUCACCGGGUCAAGAACAGAAAGGAGAGGUAAUUGAGGAGUCUGAACCAAAAGAACUCCAGGCGGAAGAAUGUGGAUCCUUAUUUACCCAUGAGGAUGUCAAAAUGUCUGAAAUAUUCUCAUCAGUUCUUUCUGUGGACGUUGAGUCCUUGAUGGAGAUGUUUUCAGGAGGUCAGUUGGAACACAAAGUGAUGCAAAAGACUGGCUGUCUGGACUACUCAUCAACAGAAUGGGAACUUGUAAGCAGAAAUAUAUUCAAGCGGCAAAUCAGCUACAAGUUUGACAAAGCAUUGUCUCGAUAUGGAGGAGAAGCAAGCACCACUCAGCAGAAGUAUGCCCUAGUGAACCAAGAUGGCUGGGCCAUUGAAGAGGUGAUGACCCUCCAAGGUGUUCUACUUGGGGACUACUUUAAUCUCCAGCUAAAGUAUCAUAUGGCGAACAUACCGUCAAAACCAAACACCUGCAGCGUGCAGGUUUUAUUGGGGAUUGCCUGGUUGAAAAGCACCAAGCAACAAAAGAAGAUCACAAAAAAUAUCAUGUCCAACACCUCGAAUAGAUUGAAGGAGCUCUUUUCCUUAGUCGAGAAGGAUCUUACGUCAAGAAACGGUACCCUUUUCAAUGCAGCUAUUGAUCCUUAG